AUGCUGGUACAACAGCUUGUCUUGCAGUACAGCAACCAGCAGCUUCCUCAUGCUGGCCCGCCUGGGGCUGCGUCGUUUGCCGACUAUGUUGCAUUCGCUCAGCAGCAGGACAAGCAGGCAGCGCUGCAAUACUGGAAGACAUAUCUGACAGGCGUGAAGCCUUGUCACUUCCCCAGGCUUCUCGAUGAAGAUCCUCGAUCCGACGGACACGCUACAAUGUCCUCGGUCCUCCUCGAAGUGGAAGCAGCGCCUCUGCAGGGAUUCUGCAAAACCAACGGCGUCACCAUCCCGACAUUGAUGCAGGCCGCCUGGGCCACGGUCCUCCGCACCUAUACUCAAACCGAAGAUGUCUGCUUUGGAUAUCUGGCCUCGGGCCGUGACGAGCCGGCAAUUAUUGGUGUGCAAGACAUGAUCGGCAGCUUGAUUCAUCUUCUGGUUUGUCGGGUUCGUUUUGAGGACGAGCAAAACCACUCUUUCAUUGGGUUGCUGCAGCGGCUGCAGGGAGAGCUCGGUCCUGCUCUGCAAAACCAGUACAGCAGCUUGGCCGAGAUUCAGAACUCUCUAGGAGAUGUGGCGAUCGGAGGUUCCUUUUUCAAUACCCUCGUUUCCAUGAUAUACUCCCAGACCCCCCUGGGACAGCCGAAUACAGAGUCCAGCAUCAUGCUGGACAAGAUUACAACAGUUGCCACGAGCGAGUAUGAUGUGACUCUGAGCAUCGACUUCUCGCCCUGGUCCAAGAACAUUGCUAUAUCCUUCAUCUAUCAAAAUAGCGUCAUGUCCCCAGCAGCCGCCACGGCCCUCUCUGGUUCUUUUGCUCAGAUCCUGCAACUGAUCACCAAAAGUACCUCCUCGGCUCCGCAAGAGGCGGAUGUGAUCAGUGCAUUUGAUCUAGAGCGCAUUCGCAAGGAGCAACAGCAGUCCGUACUGCUGCCUCCAAACCCCUUCCCUGAUAUUUCUACUAAUGGUAUUACUAGUGCAGCUGCCGAGACGUGUGUCCACAUGCUCAUCGCGGAACAGGUCCGCGUCCGUCCUAGCGAUCAGGCCAUCGCGUCCUGGGACAACAACCUAACCUAUGCCGAGUUCCAUGCCUUGGCAAUUCGGCUGGCCAGCGUACUCCAGCGUGAGCUGGGCGUUGGACCCGAAGUUCUCGUCCCGCUGUGUUUCCCUAAAUCUACAUACGCCGUGGUCGCCAUGGUUGCCGUACUAAUGGCUGGUGGUGCUUUUGUUCCCCUGGAUCCAAAAGCCCCAGCUGCCCGACUGCAGGGGAUCCUCAAAGACACACGAGCCACUGUCGUGUUGACGGCACCCGGGAGUUUCGAGGCAACCAUUCGAAACAUGGACACGGCGCAGCGGCUUAGCGUCCUCGCGAUCAACGAGGAAAUGCUAUCGACCCUCCCAGCACCGUCGAGUGCCGGGACCAGAUCUGAAGCCCGGCGAACCGGCACGGCUGGUGGACACCCUUUCGGAUGA
Messenger RNA from Pyricularia grisea, 1470 nucleotides. RefSeq lists its product as uncharacterized. The coding region runs from base 1 to 1470 and encodes 489 amino acids. Gene Ontology annotation, molecular function: phosphopantetheine binding; catalytic activity. Gene Ontology annotation, cellular component: cytoplasm. The record is from RefSeq and is a predicted model, not a curated record. Gene Ontology annotation, biological process: secondary metabolite biosynthetic process; amino acid activation for nonribosomal peptide biosynthetic process. Lineage: Eukaryota; Fungi; Ascomycota; Sordariomycetes; Magnaporthales; Pyriculariaceae. The transcript has 3 exons.